This is a messenger RNA of Beta vulgaris subsp. vulgaris (sugar beet), 1403 nucleotides long. Its product is annotated as protein MAIN-LIKE 1-like. Bases 1 to 1161 code for a protein of 386 amino acids. The transcript is spliced from 4 exons. The record is from RefSeq and is a predicted model, not a curated record. Gene Ontology annotation, biological process: meristem maintenance; meristem development. NCBI's taxonomy places the organism in Eukaryota, Viridiplantae, Streptophyta, Magnoliopsida, Caryophyllales, Amaranthaceae.
AUGGAAAUAAAGGAAAAGGAAAGAGGCAAUUACUUGACACUGAAGCACCAUCGGAGAAAAAUUAUAGUGGUCGACUUGGAAAAAAAUGAUAGAACUCGAAAAGGUGUUACAAUGUCUGCGAGAGCUAGGGCUGUGAAAGCUAGAGAAGAAGUUUUAGCCCCUGCUAGUAAAAAUGAUCGAGAGAAAACUCAUAUGGAGGACUUUACUAUCCCUAACUUUGUUGAUAAUGAUUCAGAUGAUAAUAUUUCUGAAGAAGAAGAUAUGUUGUUUAGUGAUAUUCUAUUUCAGAGAGAACGUGAGGAUGAUGAGGAUCGAGUUGAUGAUAAUGAUGAUGAUACUGAUGAUGUAGAGGGUGAUGACAUAGAGGAGGAGGAUGAGGAAGAACAAAACGUACACAAAAUUGAUGAUUGGCAGUUGAUUAGAGGGAUAGAUGGAGGACCUUCAAAUCCCGAUUUACUUACCGGUUUUCGCGCUCAUGUUGCACACUACAUACGGAUUGGUCGGGAUCGAGGUUUGUUGACAUGCCACAAUCGAAGUGACCAGUUAUCAUCGUGGACUAUAGAACAAGAUGAUGUUAAACUUCUGCUUGCAAAAACACAAUUAAAACAUUUAUCAACUUGUAUGUUUGAGCACGUAAACCUGCCUCUGAUUUCAGCUUUCGUUGAGAGAUGGCAUCCUGAAACAAUUUCAUUUCACAUGCCAUUUGGAGAAAUGACCAUUACUCUUCAUGAUGUAUCUUAUAUACUCAACGUACCUGUAGUGGGUAACCCUCUAAUUACUGAGAAUACUGGACCUGCGGUAUCAUUGAUGAAAACCCACAUGGCAUCCCUCCUAUAUAUGUCUAUGGAUGAAAUAAAUAAAAAUUGGAAGAAAGGUACCAUAAAAUUCAAUGUUGUAAAAUCUAACGUAUCUAAUCAAAAUGUAAAUCCAAAACAUACUGCAAUAGGAUUUUUGUUAUGGUUGGUUGGUGCUACAUUGUUUGUAGACAAGACUCAUAAUGCAGUGAAUGGACAUUUUUUACCUUUUCUAAUGAAUUUAGAAGGGGUUAGUAGUUAUGCCUGGGGUGCUGCAACUUUAGCUUAUAUGUAUCGUCAGCUCGGAAAGGCUUCACGAUUUCAAACCAAGCAAAUAUGUGGUUGUUUAACAUUACUUCAGAUUUAGGCCAACGGAGAAUGGAAUUUGGGAGAAACAACCCCCAUAUGCUGCAAGAUGGGUACCUGGAAAGAUGAAAAAGACGAAUGAUGAUUUACUAAUUUACAGAGCUGCGUUAGAUUGCAUGACGGUGGAUGAGGUUAAUCAAAUACUUACUCUUUCAUUUUAUUAAUUAUUUUUGUCAUAAGUUUAGAAAUUACUUGUGUAUCAACAUAUUUUAUUUUAUGUAAGUAGGUUACUUGGACCCCCUU